AUGCCUUCUUCACAUCUUUUCACCAAAAGUUCGCCGUUCUCAGCAGGCGCCACACUUCUUCCUCUCACUCCCGAAAACAAUUAUACCCCAGAAGUGAUGAUAUGCGGAGGGUCGACAGUUUCCGAUAGCGUGUCGCCAUCGACCAUUUCUUCGCAGACUCCCGCGUCGGCCCAGUGUUCCCGACUGGUUCUGAACGCAGCUGGUAUAGCCGCUGGAUGGCAGGUGGAGCGUAUGCCACAGGCUAGGGUUAUGCCAGAAAUGGUUUUAUUGCCAGAUGGGAGAAUCGUCAUUGUGAAUGGGGCACAAACCGGUGUUGCGGGGUAUGGGAAUGUCGCCAAUCGUGUUGGGCAAAGCAAUGCCGAUAACCCCGCAUUUACUCCAGUCGUCUAUGAUCCAUCUGCUGAAGCAGGUAGUCGGUUUUCAUCUGCGGGAAUUCCUACCACGAAUAUCGCUAGGAUUUAUCACUCGACUGCAUCUUUGACACCCAAUGGGACGAUUAUGCUUGCGGGUUCCAACCCAAACGACGAUGUAACGACUACCAAGUAUCCUACCGAAUACAGGAUGGAGUUCUAUUCACCCCCUUACAUGGCCAGACCUCGUCCAACCUAUACUGGGCUACCUGCUACAGUGAACUACGGCGAAGAAUUCACUCUGAACGUUAAUUUACCUUCAUCCGCAACGAAUGUCUCCGUGUCUUUGAUGGACCUGGGUUUUGCCACACAUGGGGUGCAUAUGGAUCAGCGUCUUCUCAAGCUUGUCUCUUCCCUCUCGGACGACGGUACGGUUCUAACUGUCACGGGACCGCCCACAGCCAGACUAUAUCCACCCGGACCGGCUUACCUCUACGUUGUCACGGACGAGGGAGUACCGAGUUUUGGACACAAGACUAUUAUCGGGACUGGAGGCUCACCGCCGGUGGAUGGGGAUGCUGCGGCCAAUAUGCUAAAGGCCUCCGUUGCGUCAUUCGUAGCCCCUCCGCUGCCACCCACUGAAGGUGAAGGUAGCAAUGUCGCCACUGCUGUGAUUCCUGUAUCAAGCUCUUAA
Molecule: messenger RNA, 1044 nt
Organism: Desarmillaria tabescens
Lineage: Eukaryota; Fungi; Basidiomycota; Agaricomycetes; Agaricales; Physalacriaceae
Exons: 6
Coding region: 1-1044 (347 amino acids)
Source: RefSeq, a predicted model, not a curated record